Molecule: messenger RNA, 1315 nt
Organism: Pseudo-nitzschia multistriata
Lineage: Eukaryota; Bacillariophyta; Bacillariophyceae; Bacillariales; Bacillariaceae
Source: the annotation of a GenBank genome assembly
CCACAAACGAACCCAUCUUUCGCACUCUCCAAGGCCCACAACAGACAAUCGUGACGACGACAAUAGCAUUGGAAACCAUGGACGCCCUCACAAAGAACCUCGCCAACCUCGGAACCAAGCUGAAGGACGGCGCUACCGAGCUCGCCGAAAAGCAUGACCUCGAGGGGAAGGUUGCACCCCUCGUGGAAAAGGCGGAAMAAUUCGCUGCCGACCACGAAGAAGAGAUCAGCGCCGCCAAAGCCAAGGCCGSAGAGCUGAAGGCCAAAGCGGAGCAAUCCGCGGAGCAAUUCGCUGCCGACCACGAAGAAGAGAUCAGCGCCGCCAAAGCCAAGGCCGARGAGCUGAAGGCCCAAGCGGARCAAUCCGCGGAGAARUUCGCUGCCGACCACGAAGAAGAGAUCAGCGCCGCCAAAGCCAAGGCCGAGGAGCUGAACGCCAUUCUGGAAGAGAAACUCGCCGGUGGGGAUGCUCCACCCGCGGACGCGGAUGCCGCUCCCGAACCAAGCGAGGAGGCUCUUCCGGCGCAAGAAGCCACCCCGGAAGAGGAAGAUCCCUCGCCGGGCCCACCCGCGUCCUAUCCCGGCGACGUGGUCGUGGAAUCGCUGCAGAGCGAGGUAACGGACAUCGCCUCCAAGCUCGAAGCAGCGGGGAGAGACAUUGCCGAAAAAGAAGAGGUCCAGAAGGCCAUAGCCCCACUCCUGGCCCAGCUGGCGAUCGCGAAACAAAAAUUCGCCUCUCGCGCCUCCAAGAAAGAAGAGAGCGCCGAGGAAGCGGACGCAGAAGCAACCGAAGCCGCCGCUUCCACCGAAGAAACCCCAGACGGUGCCGGUGGAGAAUCCGCGACCGAAGGCGGCGGUGAGGAAGACGGCGACGACGGCAAGCUCCCAUCGCACUACGCAGCGAACGAUCUCCGCUACCAGGCCGAAAAGAAACUCAAUGAAUCGAUCGCCGCAGCGGAAUCCAUGGCAAAGGCUCUGGCCGCCAAACUCGGCAUCAAAAUGGAUGCAGAGGAUGCCCAGCCCGAGGCCGCUGCGCCAAGCAGCGAAGCCAACUAACGAUCAACGGAAUGAUCUGUUUGCAUUGCAAAAGCACGCAAUCUUUUCGAGUCAAACCGAGGCCUGUUUGUCUUUACUAGUAUGCUAUACAGCACCAAGCUGAUGAUUCGCCCCUCUCUGCCAUUGUGGUGUCCACCCUUUCCGCUCGCCAGUGGUGGCGUUCGAAUUUGCUGUUUCGGUAUUCUUCGACAGUAUUUUACUGUAUCAAUAAAGAAGAAGAACGCUACAACUUUGAAUGAGAAUAUAGGCAAUUCUUUCAU